CAAGACAGUCGAGAACCCGGCAGCCUAUGCCCGGUAGCCUGUAGCCAGGCAGCUGUUCUGAUAAACCCGGAACUACGCGUUAAAGUUACCCAAGCCUUUGACGUAUAGCUCAUAGAUAGACUUCAACUGUCUAUGGAAAUAGAUGCCAACACUACAUUACAUCGAAUGGUAAAAUUCAACACAAGAGGACACGUUUGUUCAGAAUCCGCGCAGCACGUGUACAUCAAAUUGUUUUUUCCGGCAUGAGGGCGUUGACUUUACACACUGCAAAUGUUGCCCAAGGAGAGCAGCAUCAGGCCAUAUGUGGGAGAAGUCUAUCCUCCAACUAUGCUCCUCUGAGUCUGGAGAAUAAAUUCUUGGCUCAGACCUCCACACUGAUGCCCCAGCGCUGCUCCCCACUCUUUGCAGCACAGCCUUCUUGCCCCUCUCUCCAGCCCUCCAGUCUGUCUUCCACUUCAUCCUCCCUUCUCUCCACCUCUUCCUUGUCCCCUUCCCUCACAUCUUCUCUUCUCAGCACCGAGAACAAGCUCCUAAGCAGACAUUCCCCUGAUCUCUCUUUUUCCCUCACCUCCUCUACAACUGCCUCAAAUGCCUCUCUGCUCCACACAUCCCUGGCCAGCAGUGCACGGCUCAGUCCCUUUGCUCAUCCUCCUUCAUUCCUUCAUCAUGCUCUGGGUGGAGAACAGCAGAGAGAGGAUGGAGGAGAUGAAGGCAGGGAGGAAACAUCUGAAAUGAUGCAGUCCUGUUUGGAAGAAACAAGUGUGCAGUAUCCUGAAGAAGAGGAUGUUUUGCUGGAAGGCAAGAAGGAUGCUCGGGCAACCAUGGAAUUACCUGUCCUGGAAACCGACUCGGGCAGCCAAGAACUCAAGCAAACUAUGGUCAUCAGACAGGAGGAAUUCGCUGAGCUUGAAAGAGGAAAUGAAAACAUCGAAGAAGAGCUAAAAGAUAAAAAGUACCUCCUGCUGAACUUGGUGUGUUGCUCCCUGGUCAAUAAGAACACAGCUCCAGGCCAGGAGAACUGGGACUUAGAUAACAGUGUUUGGACUAAGAUCAUAAACCUGGCGAAGGACAUUUCUGUCUGUGACCCACAGUUUCUUCUUAAGGUGGCAGUUUACACUCGACAGGAGUUGAACAUCCGGAUCACAGCCAACUUCCUAUUGGCUCUGGCUGCCAAUCAGCCUUCCACCAAGCCACAUGUGCGCAGAUACUUCUGUGCUGCUGUACAGCUGCCCUCCGAUUGGCUAGAAGUAGUCAGAAUCUUUAGUACAUGCUUCAGUCGCUCCCUGCCAAUGUGCCUGAAGAAGGCAAUGGCUGACAAGUUCAAGCAGUUCAACGAGUAUCAGCUGGCCAAAUACAACACACGCAAACACCGCUGUAAACACAGCCGCAACAAGCGCAAAGCCAAGAAACCAAAUGCUCAGCAGCUGAAACAGUGGGCGAACCUGCUCAGAUCAGAUGAAUCUGUUCUGAAGAAGUUUAUGCAGGGAGACGGCAGCAAGGCGGUGGUAGAUAAAAAGCAGAGUGAAUUCACUAUUAAGAAGAUGAUCAAGAGGCUACACAUUAAAGAACCGGCUGAACACGUUAUGGCAAUUCUGGGGAAAAAGUAUCCUGCUGAUCUGAAGACGUUCACCCACAGUGGAAUAAAGGGUGCAUGGGACAGGGAGAGAGCCGGGAAGAGAAUGAAGCUCAAAGAGCCAGAGACGUGGGAACGGCUGCUCAGUCGGGAGGGCAACAAGGCCUCCACCUGGGAGAAGCUCAUAGAUAAUAAGUCUCUUCCAUUCAUGGCCAUGCUGAGGAACCUGAGGAACAUGAUCACUAAAGGCAUCAGUGAGGCUCAUCACAAGAAGAUCCUCAGCAGACUGACCAACAAGAAAGCAGUUAUUCAGAGCCGUCAGUUUCCCAUCAGAUUUCUCGCUGCCUACAAAGUCAUCAUGGAACUCAACACUUUGGCCUCAGCAUCAGAGAAAGCUGUCCCCCCUGUUAAAGAGAUCCUGAAGGGCAUCCUGAAUAAGAUUCCCAAAAGUAAGCGCUUCAAGUGUCUGGAUUGGAACACGACUCCGAGGAGCCGGCUGAGGGUGACGCUUGGAGUACCAUUUAUCUAUCGACUCUACCGAGCCAAGAAGGACCAGCUACUAAAGGCCAAUCAGAGGCGGUACACUGUCGCUCUGUUGGACCGCUACCGCAAAGCUCUGGAGACGGCGGUGCAGCUCUCCUGUCGUUACAAUGUUCCCCCGCUCCCUGGACGCACCAUUAUCCUGCUCCCCGCUAGGAUGUACGCUGAGGACGACUGGGGUCAGAAACAAGACUUCUGCCUCCCACCAGACCCCGAGCAAAAUAACGAUGAGGAGACAGAGGAAGAAGAAGAAGAGAGCGGGAGGGAGAAGAAGAAGGAAGAGCAGGACAAGCUGACUCCUUCUAUAAUGGAGGUGGCAGUUUUGCUCUCUCUGAUGAUUGGCAGCAGCGCAGAGGACAGUCAGAUCUGCAUUUACGAUUGGAAUUGCAGUCAAGAAGUCAAGCUGAAGUCUGAUAUUCUUUUGGAUAAUGUCAGGAGUGUGAUGAAGCAAAUACAGGUACUAACAGAGACGCCAAGUGAAAACCUGGACCGGUUUACCAUCCGAAGAAUGUUAACCAAGAAAAACAAGGUGGACAACAUCAUCAUGCUAACUGACCACUGUGUCAAUCAUGAAGUGGAGUGGGCCAUCAACAGCUACCAGAAGGACGUAAACAACAAAGCCCUUGUGGUUCAGAUCUUCUUGUUACAGAGUAUGCCAGACGAGGUAAUCCCUGAAAGGAACUGUGUGAAGCUGUCCGGCUUCAGUGAACAAAUGCUGAGGUUUGUGGCAGAACGAGGAUCAUCCAGGCUGCUGGACCAUGUUGAACAUUUAGACAAACUGUACAACGUCCCACCACCAGAGGGACAUAAAGGCCCUCAGACCGCAAAUAAUGUUGUUCCAAUACCAGCCAGCCCCAACUUAAGGUGGCGAGGCGUUCGUGUGUUUAUCUCCUCCACCUUCAGAGACAUGCAUGCCGAGCGCGACAUCUUGGUGCGGAGCGUGUUCCCAGAGCUCCGGCGUCGUGCUGCGCCGCACUGCCUAUACCUGCAGGAGGUAGAGCUGCGUUGGGGCGUGACAGAGGAGGAGUCGGGCCGGGCCACCGAGCUGUGCCUGUCAGAGGUGUGUCGCAGCCAAAUGAUGGUAGGCAUCCUGGGGGAGAGGUACGGCCUGGUGCCUCCUAAGCCUGUCCUGCCUGACCUGCCACAGCACAGCUGGCUGGCGUCGGCCCCAGCAGGCCUGUCCAUCACAGAGAUGGAGAUUCGUCAGUUCCAGGCUCUUUACCCCGACACAGUACAACAGCGAAUGCUCGGCUACUUCAGAGAUCCAAACAUCUCCAAAUUAGUUCCUGUGGCGUGGAAAUCUGACUUUGUUGCUGAAUCGAAGGAGGCUGAGUGUAAAAUGGCCUCUCUGAAGAAUAGCAUCAGGGCCAGUGGAGUCAAAGUCACUGAAAAUUACUCGUGUGAGUGGGGCGGCGUUGUGGGGGGGAAUCCCUAUCUGAAAAACCUGGAGGACUUUGGCAAAGCUGUGCUGGAAGACCUGUGGGCGGCUGUAGUAAAGCAGUUUGUGGAAGAGGAUGCCGAGGCAGAGGCUUUGUCCGAUGUGAUGGAGCAGGAGUUGCACCAGGGGGCGUUGCAGAGGCAGUUCUUCGGCAGGGCCAAGCAGCUGUCUGGGGCUGUGGAGAUAGUGGAGCAGGCCCAGGCCAAAGGGGGUAUUAUGGUGGUGGAGGGAGGACCUGGAGAGGGCAAAACUGUCUUCAUGGCUGCUCUAGCAGACACCCUCAGGGCUGGAGGGAAGUCCAGGAAAAACCUUGUCUGUGAUGUCAUCUCCUACUCUACAGCUGCCAGCCAAUCAGCACGCUCUGUGGGAAACCUACUUCGAUGCCUCGUUCAGUGGUUGAGGAAGAUGAAGGACACUGAGGAGGAAUCACCUCUUCCCCGUUCUAACAAAGAUUUGCUGUCAGAAUUUCACUCCAGUUUGAGUGACAUAAAGAAGACUAAACCUCUAGUGCUGCUCGUCGAUGGGGUGGAUCUUGUCCAAGAUGGAAGAGGUCAGCUCAGCUCGGAUUGGAUCCCACAGCAGCUUCCGCAGGGUGUUUGUUUGGUAGUUAGCAUCCCAACCAAAGCAGCGCUGUUACAAACCCUGGCCAAGAAAAGAAGCACCGUCCUGUUUUCACUGGGACAGCUUACCAUGCCGGACCGGAGGGAGAUAGUUCAGAAGGGCCUGGACACUUUUGGGAAGAAACUCAGUGACUCUGCAUUCAACAACCAGCUCCAGGUGCUGAUAAUGAAGAAGGGAGCAUCCAGUCCUCUCUACCUGCACCUAGCCUGUGAAGACCUGAGGAACUUUGCCUCUUUUGAUAAGUUGAAGGAGAGCCUUCAGGGCUUGCCUCAGUCUCUGAGCCAGUUGGUGCAGUACAGCCUGGACAGAGUCUGCUCCCAGUACAGAGGAAUGCUGGGACUUCGUGGGGCUCUGGCAGCUCUCACUGUCAGCACCGCUGGCCUGAGGGAGAGAGACUUGUACUCUGUUCUGAACACAUGCAAUGACUUGUCCUCACGGGACGGGCAGGUCACAUGGCAGGAAGUACUGCAACUGUCCAGGAAGCCCAAAACACGCAUUCCCAUGGCAACUUUCACCCGUAUAGUGCAGAGCUUACAAAGUCUAAUUGGUCCGUCUCAUUGCCACGACACUGACGACCUGCUGGCUCUAACCAACCCGGAGGUGCGGAGGGCCUUUGAGGACUUCCUCAUGCCAACAGAAAGUGACAGAACCAGAGCUCACCUCGUACUGGCAGCUCAUCUGUGGGCCCUAGCCAACCCGCAGGGCACAGAUACCUUCCUUCACUGUGAGGCCAACUCUGUACUGCACCUGCCUUCCAGCCUGAUUCAAAGUGGCCAGCUGGAGGCGCUUCAUUCCCUGCUCUCCAGCUACUACUUCCUGUAUGCUAACGUACGCCAUGGCCUCCUGCACCCCCUCCUGGAGACUUACAACUUGUACGAUAAUGAGCUUAAGUCUACACCUUCAGUUGGCUUCCAGGGUCAUCUAGACGACUGCCGGAGUUUCCUGCGGCGUCACGGCCCCCUGCUCUCCUCCUGGCCGCCUCUUUUCCUCCAGCAAGCCCUCAACGAGCCUCCAGAGACCUCUGCUCACACCUGGGCACAAGGCCUGAUGGGAAAGGAAGGUGCCCGAGUAGUUGAGUGGCUAAACAAUGACAGUCAGAGUCUUCAGGAGAACAGUGAGCUGGUGUCCACCUUCUCCUCUGAACCGACCUGUGUGGUUGUGAGCUCGGAUGGAGAGCUGAUGGUGGUCGGCACUGGACAGGGAAUGCUGCAUUUCAUCAACACUCAGACCGGACAGGAAGUAAAAUCUCUGGUGAGCAGCUGUGACGGCAUCUCCAGCUGUGUAUUUCUUAAGGAUGGACGUCUUGCUACCACCUCCUUUGAUGGACAAAUAGAGAUCUGGGACAUUGGGAAUGGCUGCAGGACUGCUCUUAUUGAGGGCCACACUAAUAUGAUAACAGCCAGUGAUAUCACUGCAGACAGGAAGAACAUUGCAACAGUGUCUCUGGACUUCAUGCUGAAAGUGUGGUCCUCUACUAAAGGUAAUGAGGUCGCGGCCCUGCCCAGCUCCAGCCCUUUGAACUGUGUGACCUUUGACCCCGAGGGUCACCUGCUGGCUGCUGGAUGCUGGAAUGGGAACGUGAUUGUGUGGAACUGGCUUCAGAACAAAACUCUCACGUUGCUGUGUGGUCACCAGCGCUCCGUGCGCAGUGUCUCCUUCUCCCCCUCCUCCUCCAUGCUGUGCUCCGGCUCCAUGUCUGGAGAGGUCAGGGUGUGGUCGGUGCCCACCUCCACCUGCGUGGCUUGUUUCCAGGCUCACUGCGGAGCCACGGAGGCCCUCACCUUCUUGGAUGAAGGGGCCAUGCUGCUGAGCGCCGGCUCUGAUCACACGCUCCAGCUCUGGUCAGGAGGACUAGGACGAUCGGUCACUACAUUAAGAAGCAAUGAAUGCCAGCAGGAGCCUCCAUUGAAGAAAAGGAAGUCUGUAACAUCUGAGGCUGCUGCUCUCUGUGUGGCUGUUAAUGGAGACUAUGCUGCUGUGGGUUACCAUGGUGAAGGACUCAAACUCUUCAGUCUGGACUCAGGUGAGAAGAUCUGGGACUCCACACUUGAUGUGUCCAUCCCGAGCCUGCUGUGGGUGGCUUUGGACGCCGAGCAGGGCGAACCUGGGCUGCUGUUGUCUGGAGGGAGUGACAAACGUGUGAGGGUCUGGAAGAGAAAGGCAGGAGAGGAGGGACUGCUGGGAGGCCUGGAAAUGUCUGGAAUGUUUGGUGUGCAACAAGGCACCAUCCUGGCUUUAGCACAAAACUCCACAUACCUGGCGACGGCUUCAGAUGACUUCACCAUUGUCCUGUGGUUGUUGAGCGAUCUGGCCCUCGACUCCUCCGUCGAGCCUCACGGGUUCCUGAGGGGCCACAGUGGGGGGGUCACCUGUCUGGCGUUCAGCCCUGAUGAUGGACAGCUACUGUCUGGGGGAAAAGAUCAGGCCCUGAUGGUGUGGGAUGUGAGUUUGUCUCCUGCUGUUCUCACUAAGUCGCUCCCUCACUCUCACAAAGACUGGAUCACUGGCUGUGUUUGGACUCCAGACUGUGUGAUUAGCUCUUCCAACGACGGGAGGCUGUGUUUGUGGGAUCUGCAGGCAGGCCAGUGUAUCCGAGAAAUCUCCUGGAGGAAUCCUCUUACAUCUGUCUGCCGUGUGGGACUGUAUGUGGUAGCCGGCUGUGCAGAGGGAGCGCUACAUGUUUGGAACUGGGAAACAAACAUAGAAAUCUGCCACAUUGCUGCGCACAAGCAACGUAUACACCACUGCUCUCUCCUCCCAAAUACAGACAAGAACAAAGACCUCAACCCAGAAGAAAUGACUGUGUUCACCGCGUCUGAUGAUGGCACAGUAAAACUCUGGAAACCACUGCAGGUGGAGCACUUUGGCACCUUCCAGGGCCACAGCGGUGCAAUACAUGGAGUUGCUCGCAAAGAAGGCGUCUCAGAAUUCCUCACUGUUUCUAAAGACUGCUCAUUGCGAUGCUGGAUAUGGGCAAUAGAGAGUCCACCCAUAGUGAAAGGCCCGGUCACAGCUCUGUGCUUCUCUCAGAGAGGGGAUUUGCUUCUUGCUGGUUAUGAAUCCGGUUUGCUGGAACUAUGGCAGCACAACACUGUGGCCGGCCACAAGCAGGCUUCAGACAGCUCAGUGACAGCAAUCUGCUCCAUGCCUGAUGGCCAGUUUGCUGUCAGCUACGCGAAGCUUGCUGUUGAUGUGUGGAAGCCGGUGUGGAAUCAACAACACGGCACUGCAAGCCUGGUGAAGGUAACCACGUACACAGUGACCGAGCCCAUGGUCCGCCUCCACUUCUGCUCCGUCCUGAUGGCUGUCUCCGACUCUGGAACUAUCUCAGAUGUCACAAAAGAUGACGUCUGGACCCCACGAUAACUAACUGGAACAGAAGUGUCAGAGUUUUGGGGUUGAUCAGUAACGACGAGAAAAGCAUGUGGCUGAUGGGCGAA
Messenger RNA from Etheostoma spectabile (orangethroat darter), 7612 nucleotides. It is a transcript of the gene tep1, whose product is annotated as telomerase-associated protein 1. Lineage: Eukaryota; Metazoa; Chordata; Actinopteri; Perciformes; Percidae. Gene Ontology annotation, molecular function: protein binding; telomerase activity; telomerase RNA binding. The record is from RefSeq and is a predicted model, not a curated record. Gene Ontology annotation, cellular component: telomerase holoenzyme complex. Bases 243 to 7538 code for a protein of 2431 amino acids. The transcript has 52 exons. Gene Ontology annotation, biological process: telomere maintenance via recombination.